AUGACACGGAAGAUCUUGUCAAACAAUACACCCAUUCUGUGGCUUCCCUUUGCUCUUGCCAACGAAGAUAAUAUAUGCACUACUGAAGGGCUAGAGUGUCUGCUGCUUUUAGCCACGAUUCAUAUGAACGAGGGUGCCUUAAAAAAGGCAUGGAUGACUUUCAGACGGGCCCUCGACGCCGGAAGAUUGUUGGGAAUUAAUAAUUGCUUUGCCUCUUCAACACAUAAUUCCGAAUCUCUCGACAUGUCUCUCCGUCGUCGUUUGUGGCUCUCUACAAUCAUGGGGCACUGUUUUUGCAGCCUGCUUCUUGGCUUAGAGCUUGAGGCAAAUAAUGACUCAUUAAGUUCAGACUAUGCGUGGGACGAUCAGCCUUUCGAUAAUGAGCUCGACUUCCAACGCCGUUUAUGUAUCGUUUCUGUCCAACUCAGUCAGCGUAAUACCCGCGGGCUCCAGCAUAACCCUGAAGAAACCCGAAAGAUCAACAUGGUUCUCGAAAAUUUGGAGCAUUCUAUGCCUGAAAAUUGGUGGCAAAAACCGGAAAUGUCCCAAGAGCGGAGUGUUUACUGCGCCAAUGAGUAUGAUAGACUUCUCUGUCAUUUAUGGUUCUUCCAGGUUCAAAUCCUUGUCAAUGUUCCCUUCCUCUUUGAAUCUAGCGAUGAAGCACAUAGCUCUCGGGAUCGCUGCCUAGAAGCAGCGAGAACAACCAUAUACCGAUAUCUGGGUCUUCGGCUGUCUGGAAAUAUUCAGCCUCACUGCCGAGUUACAGAAAUCGCCAUCUUCCUAGCAUCGUUAGUCCUUGUCCUUAGGUCGGGUCGCCGCACCAGCUCAGAUAUCGCACUUGUGGAACAGGUUAUCGACUCGACCUCAAGCCUGGGGAAAAGUUCUAUUCGGGAACACGUGGCCAAAAAGAGUGCAGAAGUCUUGACUUUGUUACUAAAGAGACGCACGGAGACAGACUCUCUGGAGGAUUGUUUAAGGGAAGAUAUCUUUACGCCGGCAGCACUUCACCCAGCCUCAGAUACAUUGACCACAAGCUGGCAUGAAGAUUUGAUGGCUUCACUUCGGCGAACCCUGGAGCAGUAUCCAGAAUCGCGGGUUCUGGAUCCUAUAUUGUAA
Molecule: messenger RNA, 1116 nt
Organism: Penicillium taxi
Lineage: Eukaryota; Fungi; Ascomycota; Eurotiomycetes; Eurotiales; Aspergillaceae
Product: fungal specific transcription factor domain-containing protein
Exons: 1
Coding region: 1-1116 (371 amino acids)
Source: RefSeq, a predicted model, not a curated record